UCAACAGAUUUGCUCUGCCAGGGAAAAGUGUAUGAUACUCGUCCCGUUAUACAGAAUUAAUUUGACUUUAUUUGAUGUUUAGUUGUUAGGCAAAUUUGGAGCGGCCGGACCGGAGCAGGAGGGAAUACAGAAGAAGAGAAAAGAAAACUGAGUGGGGAGUGCGGGGACAAGAAGGAGACAAUACAGAUUUGGUGAAGACAGGCAGCUAAAACCAGUGUAAUUCUGACUAUGCUGCUGUUGGUCGUGUUGGACAUCCUCUUAUCUACUGCUGUGGUCACGAGUGAGAGCAGCAACCACAAGCCGUCAGUACCACAGCUCAAUUACAGCAGCAUUUCCCUGGCACCAGAGCACAUACCUUACUAUCUCUACAACAACAAGAAGGUCGCCAAGCAAUGCCGACUGGACCCACUCUGCCCUUUUAAAGAUGCCCUGCUGGAUUUGUCUUCCUGUUGGGGUUACGAAAAGAACUGUGAUCCCGAGAAGCGCUUUGGCUAUCCUGUCUGUACUAAAGCUGACUCUGGAUGGGUCGACUCACUGGAGGCGGCCCGGGAGCUUUUCUGGAAGCAGGCUGAUUUUGGCUAUGUGAAGGAGCGCCGCUCUGAGCUCAAAACACUUUGCAAGGCCACCAAGCCUGGAGACUCCUCUUUGAAGUGCAGUAGCCAUGCGAGAUUCUGUAAGGCAACUAACCUUUACCUGGAUUUGCGAAAACCACGCAGAAGUCAUGAAAGGUACAAGGAGGACUUCAUUCAGAAAGGUGAGAUUGGUGGUCACUGCAGACUCAACCAGCAAGCACUUGCUGCAGCGGGAGAGCACAAGAGCCCUUUGCAGUCUUGGUAUGCAGAGCUUCAAACAUACACAGAGUUGGACUUCGAUCCCUUACACUCUGAAUCGUGUGACAUCAUCAUUGAAAAACCUACUGUUUUCAUGAAGCUGGAUGCUGGGGUGAACAUGUACCAUCAUUUCUGUGAUUUUGUCAACCUCUACAUAUCCCAGCACAUUAACAACUCCUUCAGCUCCGAUAUCAACAUAAUCAUGUGGGACACAAGCUUUUAUGAAUAUGGGGAUUUGUUCAGCGAAACCUGGAAGGCCUUCUCACAAUAUGAUAUCAUUCACCUGAAGACCUAUGAUUCAAAAAGAGUAUGUUUCAAAGAUGCCUUUUUCUCCCUCCUCCCAAGAAUGAGAUACGGUCUCUUCUACAACACACCACUCAUCUCAGAUUGCUGCACUGAAGGGAUAUUUCGGGCAUUCUCCCAACAUGUCCUCCACCGGCUCAAUGUACUGCAGAAUGGACCCAAGCCAGGACAUGUUCGUGUCACCUUGCUUGCACGCAGCACAGAAUACAGGAGGAUAUCAAAUCAAGUGGAGCUCAUAAAUGGUCUUAAAACAAUGCUGCUGCUGGAUGUCAAUGUGGUCGACUACAAAUACAAGGAUAUUCCCUUCCUCGAGCAGUUGAGGAUCACCCACAACUCUGACAUCUUCAUCGGAAUGCACGGUGCAGGACUUACACACCUCCUCUUUCUCCCCGACUGGGCUGUGGUCUUUGAGCUGUAUAACUGUGAGGAUGAGGGCUGCUAUCGAGAUUUGGCGCGGCUGCGGGGCAUUCGCUAUGUGACUUGGCAGAAAAUGGAUAAAGUCUUCCCCCAGGACAAGGGUCAUCACCCUACCCUCGGAGACCAUCCCAAGUUCACCAACUACUCCUUUGACGUGGAUGAGUUCAUGCGCCUUGUGCUGGAGGCAGCAGAUUACGUCACACAGCAUCCCAAAUGGCAGCAUCGCAUCAUGCGCGAUGAACUAUAGAGACCUUGAACAGGUACAAAAAAAAGCUUGCAAUUAGCUGGGAUCUGGAGACUUUCUUGCAAAAAUUAAAUAAAACAUCUCUGGAUCUCAGUGGUAUAUCAAACUAUCCAAAAAUCCACCUCCUGUCCCCUGGAUUGAUGAGUCCUGAUGAGUGAAAGCUGCACAUCCGGCAACUCAGAUGAGACAUGAGCAAUUGACACAUCUGGAGAACUAGAAGAAGUACUUCUUCAUUACCUCCGCCACCACUGCUUCAUUCCACACCGAUAAAGUUAGCUAAUGAGCAGCUGUUCCGGUGUCCCAUAACAUGUGGCCUGUCGUCACAUUUGAUUAGUGUCACCUUGAUUUGAGCCUCCUCAGAGCUGUUGACAUUUACAUGUAGGAAUGUGAAUACAUCCACAACAUAACAGUGUCAUAUGGUGGGAUUCUGCCACAUUGUUGCACAGAAGGUUGCUUUUUUUAUUAUAAAAUAUUAUGUUUGUGUGUCAGUAUGCAUCUACAUUAAUAUUUGUCAAUACUAAGAUUGUAAAUGUGCAGGAACAGUAUCUGUUCAAAAAAAUAUGACACUCAAAAUGCAAUUUUUAGUCAGUGCUAAACUGCAGUAGGAUUUUUUGAUAUGUUUAUACUAUGUGCUAUUUAUUUACUGUUUAUAUGUUUUCUUCUUUCAUAUGUGGAUAUGAUGAAUAUUUGCCGUAGAGCAGAGGUGUCCAAACUUUUUCUACCGAGGGUAGCAUACAGAAAAAUCUAAGGAUGCCGGGGACCAGGUUGACAUUUUUGUUUUAUUUUGUAAAAAGGCUAAAAAAAACCCCAUUUAAUUUAAUUUCAUUUUAGCGGUUUGUGGUCACAUUGUGCAUUUUGGCUCACGCGGCCCAAGAAUAAGUGAGUCACAGGCCACAAAUGGCCCCUAGGCCGCGCUUUGAACAACCCUGACGUAGUGAUUUGCUUAGCCAAUGCAAUCUUUCAUCUAAUCUGACUGCUUGUACUCCCCGAGGCACCAUCACACCUAAAGUGGACCAGGAAGACAACUGGGUUCUCUUUCAAAUGAACACACAAUUUAUUUUGUUUUCUGAUGUUUUUUGUCCAUGGACUUCCGUUUUUAAGGGACUGUGAAAACACCCUUACACCUUGGUUACAUUUUAUGAAAAUAAAGAAAUGAGGAGGAGGGUCUCCUUGAGUUAUUUUGGUGCUGUCAGCAUUUUCUAUAGUAAUAGAAAUCAGCACAUUAGACACUGAAAUACCACAAGUAGCAUAUCAUGUGUUUGUGACCAUCCAAUUGUAUUUACCAGAGGUGUGGACUCGAGUCACACGACUUGGACUUGAGUCAGAUUCAAGUCACAAUUUUGAUGACUUUGGACUCGAGAGUGCCAUCAGACUUGCAACUUGACUUGGUCUUUGACAUCAUUGACUCGGGACUUGGCUCGGACUUUAAUGACUUGAAAGUACUUGAGAUUUUCAGUGAGUGUGUUAAGUAAAAUGUGUCCCCUUUCAAAGCAUUCAACUCGUGAUCGUUAUGUCAUUUCCAGUAAGGAACCACAUUUUCUGUAUCAUUGAAUGCAUCUGUUAUCGGUCCAAUCGGGUUAAAGAACAAACAACGAGGGUAUGGCUUACAUUUCUGUGAGCGACUGCUGGAGAGUGGCAGUGAUUAUUACCGGGAGGUGUGAACAUACUACUGAGGAAAUGUCAUUUGCAUUGGCAUUUAUGGUAUUUUAGACAUUGUGUUUUAUUUGGUAAACACAUAACAGUGCUUAGGACUUUUCAAGCCUACGACUUCGGACUUGACUCGACCUGGCUUGUCUUGACUUGAAACUUGACUUGGACUUGCAUGUCUUUACUUGAGACGUGACUUGAGUCUUGGGAUUAAAGAGUCGAGACUUGCAAAACAUUGACUUUCUCCCACCUCUGGUAUUCACCAAAGAAACCAAUGGAAACAGUUCGACUUUUUUGUA
Messenger RNA from Dunckerocampus dactyliophorus (ringed pipefish), 3740 nucleotides. RefSeq names its product EGF domain-specific O-linked N-acetylglucosamine (GlcNAc) transferase (gene eogt). Gene Ontology annotation, molecular function: protein N-acetylglucosaminyltransferase activity. The record is from RefSeq and is a predicted model, not a curated record. The coding region runs from base 229 to 1797 and encodes 522 amino acids. Gene Ontology annotation, cellular component: endoplasmic reticulum lumen. The transcript is spliced from 16 exons. Lineage: Eukaryota; Metazoa; Chordata; Actinopteri; Syngnathiformes; Syngnathidae.